AUGUCUAUUUCUGAACAAUAUUUCCCCAAUGAGCCAAAGGGACCAGUUGUUAAGUCAACUGAGUUCCCAGGCCCAGAAUCUAAGACUCAGAUCGCCAGCUUGAACGAAGUGUUUGACUCUAGACCGGUUUACUUUGUCGCCGAUUACGAAAAAUCUUUGGGUAACUACAUUGUGGAUGUCGAUGGUAACACUUUACUUGAUGUCUACGCACAAAUUGCUUCCAUUCCAUUGGGUUACAAUAACCCUGCCUUGCUUGAGGCUGCUAAGUCCGACAAGAUGAUCAGAGCUAUCAUUGACCGUCCAGCCAUUGGUAACUUCCCCGGAUCUGACUUGAAGGAAAUCAUUUCUGAUUUGCUCAAGGUUGCACCAGAGGGCCAAGACAAGGUUUGGUCUGGUCUUUCUGGAGCUGACGCUAACGAAUUGGCUUUCAAGGCUGCCUUCUUCUGGUACCAAGGUAAGAAGAGAGGGUUCACCGCUCAAUUCUCCGCCGAAGAAGACAAAUCUGUUAUGGAAAACAUCGCUCCAGGCUCUCCAGAAUUGGCCAUCUUAUCGUUCGAAAGAGCCUUCCACGGAAGAUUGUUUGCAUCUGCCUCAGUCACUAGAUCUAAGCCAGUCCACAAGUUGGACAUGCCUUCUUUCAAAUGGCCUAAGGCUCAAUACCCUUCCUACAAAUAUCCAUUAAGUAAGUACGAGACUGAAAACGCUGAGGAAGACAAAAGAUGUUUGGCUAUCGUCGAAGAAAUCUUCAAGACGUGGCACUGUCCAAUUGCUGGUUUGAUUAUUGAACCUAUCCAGUCCGAAGGUGGUGACAACCACGGAUCCAACGCUUUCUUCCAAGGCUUAAGAGACCUCACCUUGAAGUUCGGUGCCUUGAUGAUUGUCGAUGAAGUCCAAACUGGUGUUGGUGCUACUGGUAAACUCUGGUGUCACGAGCACUUCAACUUGACUCCAAAGCCAGAUUUAGUCACUUUCUCCAAGAAGUUCCAAUCCGCUGGUUACUACUUCCAUGACCCAGAAAUCAUUCCAAACAUUGCCUACCGUCAAUUUAACACUUGGUGUGGGGACCCAGCUAGAAUGAUCUUGGCUGGGGCCAUUGGUAAGGAAAUCGUCAAGCACGAUUUACCUGCUCUUGCUGCAAAGGUUGGAUCCUACUUGUACGCCAAGUUGGAACUCUUGCAAGCAAAGUAUCCUACCUACUUGAGAGACUUGAGAGGUAAAGACCGUGCUACUUUCAUUGCUUGGUCAUUGCCAGAUGCUGCUGCCAGAAACAAGUUCUUAACUGACAUGAAGUCGGUAGGUAUUAACAUCGGUGGAUGUGCUGAAGACUCGGUCAGAUUGAGACCAACCCUUGUCUUUGAAGAAAAGCAUGCCGAUAUCUUGGUUGCGGGAAUUGAAAAGAUUCUUGCUGGAUACUAA
Molecule: messenger RNA, 1416 nt
Organism: Dujonia railenensis
Lineage: Eukaryota; Fungi; Ascomycota; Pichiomycetes; Serinales; Debaryomycetaceae
Source: the annotation of a GenBank genome assembly